ACGUUUGGCCUGCCCCCUUCAGCCAUCCACGGCGCAUCUGAUGCUUCUGCCUCUAACAUCAGCGUGGAUGGGGUAGGGGCUAUGGCCGGGGUGGGAGCUCUGGCUGGGGGGGCUGAAGGGUCAGUGGUAGCCGAGGCCCAGCGGAAACGGGCUGCUCUGGAGCAGCUACAGCAGAAGAUCCUGAAGAGCAUUGAGCAGAUUCGGAUAGAACAGGAGGCACGAAACGACAACGUGGCAGAGUACCUGAAGCUGGCCCACAAUGCCAACAGGCAUCAGGCUUUUCGUAUCAAACAGGUGUUUGAGAAGAAGAACCAGAAGUCUGCACAUACCAUCGCCCACCUGCACAAGAAGCUAGAUCACUACCACAAGAAGGUUAAGGAGAUACAGCAGCAUGGUCUGGGCCGGCAGCCUAAGGAUGUGCUGGGGGACAUGCAACAGGGGCUGAAGGAUGUAGGGGCCAACGUACGAGCAGGGAUCAGUGGCUUUGGUGGAGGUGUGGUGGAGGGUGUCAAAGGAGGCGUGUCAGAACUCACCCAUACAGCUGUGGUGUCUAAGCCCCUGGAGUUUGUCAGCUUGAUCCGCAAUAAAUUCAGCAGCACACACUCGCUGGAGGAUGGUGUGGAGGGGCAUUCAGAUGAUGCACCCCUGAGUAGCAGUGUCACCUUGGCCUCCAGCUCAAAGUACAGCAGUGACGACGAGUGCUCCAGUGACUCUGUGACAGGCAGUCAUUAUUUUGGGGCUGGGGGAGGAGGGGGGAUGUUGGGGCUCGGGCCGGCCAGGCUGGAUUGGAACCACCACCACCACCACAGCUCCUGGGACACCCUGCUGGUGGACCUGCAGGAGAUCAAAGCCAGCCAGGCCCACAUGGAGGACGCCAUCGAGGACAUGAAGAGUCAGCUGCAGAGCAGCUACUCCUACAUGACCCAGUGCCUACAGGAAGAGAAAUACAGGUAUGAGUUACUGGAGGAGCAGCUGAAUGACCUAACAGAGCUGCACCAGAACCAGAUGUCCAACCUGAUACAGGAGCUGGCCAGCAUGGAAGAGAAAGUGACCUACCAGUCCUAUGAGAGAACCAGAGACUCUCAGGAGGCAGUGGAGUCAUGCAUGAACCGCAUCACUAAGUUAGAGAUGCAACAGCAGCAGCAGCAGAUGCUGCAGUUGGAGGGUGUGGAGAACGCCAACGCCCACGCCCUGCUGGGAAAACUCAUCAACAUCAUCCUGGCUGUCAUGGCUGUAGUGCUAGUGUUCGUCUCCACCCCCGCCAACUUUAUCACCCCGCUCAUAAAGACCCGAGCACGGGUGGCCGCCACUGUCAUGCUGGCCCUUUUUCUCUUCAUCCUCUGGAAGUACUCAGACUUCCUGGAACUUUGGCUACUGCCAGACUGACAUUGUUUUGACUUGACCUACCACCUACCCUGAAAAAAAUGAAGGUUCUUAAAUGGUUCUUCCUCAGCUCUUAAGGUUCCUUAGAGAACUCUUGUCCGUUAAAUUACCUUUGAGUUAA
This is a messenger RNA of Coregonus clupeaformis (lake whitefish), 1504 nucleotides long. Its product is annotated as transmembrane and coiled-coil domains protein 2-like. The transcript has 3 exons. Gene Ontology annotation, biological process: amyloid precursor protein metabolic process. Gene Ontology annotation, cellular component: endomembrane system. Bases 82 to 1386 code for a protein of 434 amino acids. Lineage: Eukaryota; Metazoa; Chordata; Actinopteri; Salmoniformes; Salmonidae. The record is from RefSeq and is a predicted model, not a curated record.